UAUGACUGGUCUGUGCUAUAGUUCCGAUUAAAUUUAGUUGGUUUAGUUGCUUUACGACUUGUAUAGCCACUUAUAAAUUAUUAGUUUUCGUAUGAUACCACUUGGUUAACUAACCGAUUUUAUGUCUACGAGAAAACGGUGACAAAUAAAAUGAUUGACCUCAAGGUUUUAAAGCAGUCUACUCUUGUACAUUUAUGUUUUGCAAUAUCAUACUUUACAUCGGGUAUCAUAUUGAGUUUCAUGCAAGCGAUUCUAUAUUUUGGACUGAAACCAUUUAAUAAAACAUUGUACAGGAAAAUAAAUUACUAUCUUUCAUAUUCAUUUUAUUGUCAAUUAGUGUUUAUGUCAGAAUGGUGGUCAGGCACAACAAUGUCUGUAUAUAUAAAGAAGGAUGAAUAUGACAAGUUUUAUGGGAAGGAACAUGGUUACCUUAUUAUGAAUCAUAGUUUUGAGAUAGAUUGGCUUAUGGGUUGGCAUUUUUGUGAUGGCAUCCAAGUUCUGGGGAAUUGUAAAGCAUACGCAAAAAAAUCUAUCCAAUACUUGCCUCCUAUUGGUUGGAUGUGGAAGUUUUCGGAAUUUGUGUUCCUUGAAAGGUCAUUCGACAAAGACAAGGAAAUUAUAAAACAUCAGAUAUCAGAAAUUUGUGAUUAUCCAGAUCCAGUAUGGCUAUUAUUGACUCCUGAAGGAACACGUUACACAAAGAAAAAACACGAAGCGUCAUUGAAUUUCGCAAGAGAAAAGAACUUACCUUUACUUAAACAUCAUUUGACACCGAGAACAAGAGGUUUCACGACGAGUUUACAGUUUUUCAGAGGAAAAAUACCUGCCAUUUAUAAUAUACAACUCGCAUUCAGUGAAAGUAAGACUCCACCAACAUUAACGAGUUUGUUAUAUGGAAAACCAGUGCAUGCGCAUUUGUACAUCGAACGGAUACCGGUGGAGAAAGUGCCGGAGGUUGAGGCCGAGGCGUCCAAGUGGAUGCACGAUCUUUUCGUCGUAAAGGACAAAAUGCAAGAUUCUUUUAUAAAUACUGGAGACUUCUUUUCACAAUCGGGCGUGGAACGUGUUGAGCCAUUCAAAGCGUCCCGUCGUAUUUAUUCGCUGCUCAACACACUCGGGUGGGCGGUCGUUACGCUUACUCCGAUGCUCUACUACCUUUUUGGCCUUCUGUUCAGCGGGAAACUCUUGUACUUCUCUAUAGCUGCCGCUGUAUUCGCAGCCUUUUACAUUCUUCUUCAAAAAUCUAUUGGAAUGUCAAAAAUCAGCCAGGGAUCAUCUUACGGGACUGAAAAGAAGUGAGAUAUCUCAGUAUUGAAUACUAUACAUACACAACAAUUAGUUGUUUUAGUGUCAUUUAUACACAAUUCAUUAUAUAAAAGGCCUACACAAGACACUUACAUCAGGGAUAUUAUCGGAGCAGUGGUGAGGAUCCUGGAUGACCACGUGUGUAGCAAAAUCAAAGUUGAUUUCUCGUAGUGUGGUGAUUGAUCCGAUUCUGUUUCCUUUACAACUGCUGCAAUGUUGGCUCUGAUCCUGGUGUAGUGUAUAGGUGGUUUUAUACUUAUAGCUACAUAAUCCAAACAAAACUAUGUAGUACCUAUAUGUACAUUGGAACCAGCUUCGUGAAUUCGAAUCAGCAUUUCG
This is a messenger RNA of Achroia grisella, 1644 nucleotides long. RefSeq names its product 1-acyl-sn-glycerol-3-phosphate acyltransferase gamma-like. Gene Ontology annotation, molecular function: 1-acylglycerol-3-phosphate O-acyltransferase activity. The coding region runs from base 151 to 1299 and encodes 382 amino acids. The record is from RefSeq and is a predicted model, not a curated record. The transcript has 9 exons. Gene Ontology annotation, cellular component: endomembrane system. NCBI's taxonomy places the organism in Eukaryota, Metazoa, Arthropoda, Insecta, Lepidoptera, Pyralidae.